UCUGCCAAUCAAAUCAAACCAACUGCGAGAGAACGUACUGUGGCGCUCUGCAUGCCGGGAAGAAGGUCAACUCUUACUACAGAUAAACGUUGAGAGAGUUGUGACAAGUUGGUUGGCCAAUGCGCCAUGUAAGUGGAGGAAGAAAAACUAACUUGAUUGAUGUUCUCAAGUGACCGAGCGGUGUUCGUUUGGUUGCCCUGGUUACUCACCUGCGACGCGGCGCGCCGUGACGUCACUGGAGGGCGACGCGGAAGUGUGGCCGGACGGACUGGCGGGCGGCAGCGCCAUGGAGCAGAUAUUGAUUCUACAAUGGCAGCUCCACCGUCAAUUCGUUUUGUUCCUUCACGGAGAAGAAUGCUCUUGAAUAUAGAUGGAUAUCUACUUGCCAAGAACAAGCAGCGUGGGAACGUGGUCUACUGGCACUGUACUGAGAAGGUUACAGGGCCUUGUUCUUGCUAUGCAAAGACAACCAUCAUGGCAGGAGAGCAUCAACUCAACACACACGGAGAACAUAAUCAUGCUCCUAAACCCGAGAAAACAGAUGUGGCUAUUGCUAAGGAUGCUAUAAAGCGACGUGCUCGGGACACCAAUGACUCACCAUCUCAAAUAAUUCAAUCGGUUACCAGUGAUAUGCCUUCUACAAGUGCACCCUGUUUGCCUAACCGUGAAUCUCUCCGUCAGUUAGUGAAAAGAGCCCGGAGAGAAGAUUGUCCUCCAGAACCCACUUCCUUGGAUGAUAUAGAUGUUCCAGAACAUUUGGCUAAUAUAGAUGACAUCAAGUUUUUGGGAAAGGACAGUGCUUUCCACAAUAAAAGAAACCUUUUAUUUUCAACAGAAGCAAACUUAAAAAAACUUCACGAAGCUUGUUGCUGGGUUAUGGAUGGCACAUUCAAAACUUGCCCCACAUUAUUUCGUCAGAUAUACUCAAUACAUGCCAUGGUUGGAACUGAUGAAACAACACAACGUUUUGUUCCACUUGUAUACGGAUUGCUCAGUAGCAAAAGUGAAGAUUGCUAUACCUGUUUUUUCGAAGAUCUUCAGGAUUAUGCACUGGAGUAUGAUAUAAAGUUUGCUCCGCUGUUCAUUUUAACAGAUUUUGAAAAUGCUGCAAUCCAAGCAGCAAAAAGAGUUUUUCUAGGCAGUACCCAUAAAUGUUGCUUAUUUCAUUUAGGACAAAACAUUUGGCGUAAAAUCCAGUCCUUUGUACUUGCCACACAAUAUGGACAUGACCAUGCUUUUUCAAUGAAAUUAAGGCACCUUCAAGCACUGGCUUUUCUUCCCUCAGAUGAAAUUCCACCUGCUUUUGAGUCUUUAAAAUCAGAGAUGCCCACUAAUGCUGCCCCAUUAAUGAACUAUUUUGAGGACGUAUUAGAGACCGUACUAGAAGUCAAACAAGAUCUCCGCCUAUCUUUCCCCCAAACAUGUGGUCUGUUCACGAGAACAUGCGUGGUGGUUUUCAAAGGACACAAAACAAGUUGGAGGGCUGGCAUAGGAGAUGGAAUAUUGUCCUUGGAGAGAAAAAGCUUGGAGUUUACAAGCUUAUUUUGUGCCUGCACAAGGAACAAAAAGUGACAGCCAGUCUGUUAGAAAAAGUGACUUGCAAUAUUGCCAGAACACCCCCAAAAAGAGAAUACAAAGCUCGUGAAGACGCAUUACAAAGAUGUGUCUUACAACUUGGUACAGUGGAUUUAAUGGAAUAUCUACGUGCCAUAGCUUUCCAUCUUCAAUUUGAAUAAUUUAUUCUCUACAUGGCAAUUUUAAUAUUUUCCUCCAGUUUAUACCUUUUUAAAGUUAUAUAUUUUUUUUUUAAAUGUUACAUUUUUCUAUAAAUUUUUCUUCUAAUAAACAUGUUAUGGAUCCUCACUACUGUUACGACUAAUGAAACCGGACGGAAUCAUCUGCAACCAAACAGGAAGAAGAACGCUAAGCUCAACAGCAGUGUCCUAUGCGGUGAUAUCAUUUUUAUUUAUUGAAUGUUUCAAUGUUAAUGUUAAUUUUUUAAGUUAAAUUUAACACGUUUUAUCAACAUAAUCUUAUACAUUUAAAACAGUUAUUAAUUAUAAUAUAGUUUAUAAUAAAUGUAUACUUCAUUUCA
Pseudophryne corroboree (corroboree frog) is the source of this 2095-nucleotide messenger RNA. RefSeq lists its product as uncharacterized. The transcript has 4 exons. The coding region runs from base 160 to 1572 and encodes 470 amino acids. The record is from RefSeq and is a predicted model, not a curated record. NCBI's taxonomy places the organism in Eukaryota, Metazoa, Chordata, Amphibia, Anura, Myobatrachidae.